ACAUACAGUGUGUCAAAAAACUGUACGACCCGAAAGGGGCAUAUAGGUAAUAGGUAUGUUACAGACAUUCAAAAAAAUUAUAAAAACCAAAUAUUCAUGAAUAUAAAAAUGUUAUUGUAAUUUAAAAUGCACAUUUUAUUGCCCUAAUUCCGCAAAAUCAAGCAAAUUUUUUGAAAUGUGCCAACAGAGUCGGCAGGCGGCACCUUUGAAAUAGCGCUGGCACGUAUAAGGACGUGUUCACAUUAAGCUCAGAGUCGACCGGUGCGGCAUAUUGUCUGCCAACUAAAAUAGAAAAGCCACAAAUCACCCAGCUCACACUCUAAGGCCUGAGCCACGAAUUGACAACUCGAGGAGACUGUAGAUAAGGAAACUCACAUACCUACUGAAUUCAGUCUGUGAAACUGAAGCCGAAAUGCAUCCGUGCCAACUAUGUGCAACGGUGCCAGACCUGUAUUGCUGUUGCUGCAUCUCUCGCUACCAAUCAUGGCGUUUAUCACGCUCGGCAGCGAGAGACCUCCGUCUAGAUGGCCGUCAAGGAAUGGCGCUAGCCUGUAUAUGAGUGUGCCGUGACUCCGUUCCACCCACAGAAGCAAAGCACGUCGCUUCUACUGGGACAACUGCUUCCAAUUCACGUCAUCAAUGCUCUUGGGUCUCGUCGCGGUGUUCGCAAUACCUUCAAUAUUGCGCGUGCUCGUCAGCUCCAGGCGAUCGAACUCAACCUACACGGCAUACAAACGCUACCUCUCCACGCUACUGCAUACAGUUUCUUGGUUCGAGAACGAACUUAAACCUGGCAGCAUUUCCUGGAGAUCUCUCCUAACGGUCCGCAACCGACACGUAAGGGCCAGCUUAGCGGCCAAGCUAAAAGGCCAAGGAAUAGUUUCUCAACGCGACUUAGCUCUCACACAGUUUGGUUUCAUCGGCUUGUCAUUAUUAAAAACAGAUGCAUUUGGAAUCAGACAAAUAGAGGAUGAUGAUUGGGAAGCCUACAAUCAUUUCUGGAGGGUUAUCGGUCACGCCAUCGGUAUAGAAGAUAGGUACAACAUUUGCCGCAAAAAUGUCGAGGAAACGCGACAAGUUUGCCAAAUACUUCUGGACCGCGUCUAUACGCCUUCCUUGGAGAACGUUCCAGAAUAUUUCGAGCACAUGGCUCGAGCCAUGCUGGACGGCAUGUGGUGUGUGAACCCGACCGUGCACGUCGACGCCAUGAUAUACUGGACGAAGUACCUGUGUAAUGUGCCUGGGUUUGUUUACAAAGAGUCGGAGAGAAUAGACUUGCAAAGGAAAAUAAAGGAGAAGCUGAAUGGAAAAUCAGAUGAUAUAGGCGUCGAAACAACGUCACUCAUGCCAGCGCGGCCACUGAUAGAGCUACCAAAUGGGACACCACGUCUACUCUAUCUCCGUGACUAUAACAAUAUUGAAUCAACUCCCGCGUACAAAAAGUUGCCACUGGCCGCCAGAUACAAAUUGGCCGUGAACGUAAUCAUCGCAGCCUUCUACAGUUCGUACAUAGGCCGCGUAUUCCUUAACUUAAACUUCAGAUUCAGCUUGUUGCUAAUGAAAUAUUUCCCAUACAUGGCGUUCUUUAAAUUCGGCGUGUUUGCGUCCUAUAUAAAGAUUUUCAACGAAGAUCCGACUGACAACGAGGAACCGAAGCCUAAUGCCGAAUAUUAUAAGGAGCAGCCGCCAUUACCGCUAUAUAAGGAAUUAUUGUCGUUGUUGUGGUGAUAUGUAAUUAGAAAAUAUAUUUAAUGCAUUUAUUGUUACCUAUUUAUUUUACAUUUUAUAUAUUAUAUUCGGGUACAACAAAAUAGGCACCAUAUCUACAAUUACUACUCAUAUAAUAUAUAAAAUGGAUUAUAUAAAGCAUAAGUUUAAAUUGUAAAUACUUUUACAUCGUUAAUUGUAUUUUUAAAUGUUGAAUAUAUUCUGAUAACAAGCAAUCUGAUUAACGCAUUACUUGCGGAUUAAUUACAUAGAUUUAUGAACGAGAUAACGUACAGAGGUAUUAUCUUGGAGAUAAUUACUUUUAUGUAAUAAUAUUUUUAAUUAGUACACAUAACAAAUUCAUAGGCAAUAGGUAACAAAUUAUAUAAAAACUAUUGAGACGCGGUUCGAUCGACUUCUAGCUUUGUGAGAAUUGUAUUUCAUACUGACAGUGUACCAAUAUACCGAGCGAAAUUAAUUAUUGUAAUGUUACAAGAUUGAGACCUCGUCAGCGCAGCGCGCGAAUGCCCUGCGUGCUCGCCAAUUCUGUCAAAAAUGCGCGCGAAAUAGCGUCACAGCCGUCCUGCGCGCUGCUUUUUUAUUGUCACUUUUGCAUUGUUGUCAAUUAAUUAGAUUGUAGUACAAAUGUCUGCCUUUCGUCAGAUAAGCGUUCAUAUGAAGCCAUAAUUAUUUUAAAUUUCAAUUUUAGUUCUAAAUAUGAGUAGCAUAUUAUAUUUUUAUAUUCAUUACACAUCACUAUUGUAUAACUAUAAACAAAUGGUAUAUAACUAAUGCAACAUUAUCAGUAUUGACUAUGGCUACAUUUAUUUUACAUUUUUUUAUAUAUUAAUUGUUUUAUAUUUUGUUAUAUCAAUUCUGUUUGUGUUGUAAGACUUUCAUCAUGACGAAUCCCAAAUAUCAAACAUAUUCUAACGCUACGCUCUCACUGUAGUUAUAUUGUACGACAAUAAAAAUCUUUUUUUAUAAAAUGAGCCAAUGACGUUAUUAUAUUGAAACAUAUUUUUUAUA
Nymphalis io (European peacock) is the source of this 2736-nucleotide messenger RNA. RefSeq lists its product as uncharacterized. The coding region runs from base 640 to 1728 and encodes 362 amino acids. Lineage: Eukaryota; Metazoa; Arthropoda; Insecta; Lepidoptera; Nymphalidae. The transcript is spliced from 6 exons. Gene Ontology annotation, molecular function: oxidoreductase activity. The record is from RefSeq and is a predicted model, not a curated record.